Molecule: messenger RNA, 1825 nt
Organism: Oncorhynchus keta (chum salmon)
Lineage: Eukaryota; Metazoa; Chordata; Actinopteri; Salmoniformes; Salmonidae
Gene: saxo2
Product: stabilizer of axonemal microtubules 2
Exons: 8
Coding region: 89-1486 (465 amino acids)
Biological process (GO): microtubule anchoring
Cellular component (GO): sperm flagellum; cytoskeleton; ciliary basal body
Molecular function (GO): microtubule binding
Source: RefSeq, a predicted model, not a curated record
CGAGCUGUCCACUGAGGUAUAAAAGAACGGAGCUUUCGGGCGGUGUUUGUGGGAUUGCAGAAACACGCUCGCCCCCCCCCUCAAAGACAUGAAACGGCUAUGCAUAUGUGAGAUCUGCAGCUGUGGACGCCAUCGCUGCCCCCACCGACCCACAGCUCUGUAUGGAAAGCCCAAUGUGACAUGUGUCCUGACCGAGUACACAGAGAAGUACCCCGCCUAUGGAGGAUACAACCCGCCCCAGAGCCUGAAACCAAAGCCUGUUAACCACGGUGACCGGGGGAGAAUGGAUGGAACUACUACAUUCAAGACUGACUUUAUUCCCUACGUGGUGACUCGACGCCCGGGGAAACAGCAGGCGGAGUACAAACCCAAACCUGGAGACAUAGAUCUGGGGACCACCUACAAACAGGACUACAGCCUUUAUGAGGUCCAACCCUUCGCUCCUUCCAGACCCAGUGAGAGGGUACGCACAACAGGGCACAAAAUGGAUACAGUGCCUACAUACAAAGAGGAUUUCCGACAGUGGGAGAUGUGCAAGCGGGAGCUGAAGAAACCCGACCUGACCUACCACCCGCCAGAUGCCAAGUUCGACGGCCACACCACAUUCCAGGACGACUUCCUCUCCCGAGGCCUUGCCCCCAGGGAGAGCUUCAAGCCCUCCAGUAUCCCCAAAAUGUCCGAUACCCCCUUCGAUGGGGUGACCAGUAACCAGCAGUGCUAUGUGUCCCACCCUCUGGAGGCACGCUGGGUGAAGGCUCCAGAGCCCUAUAAACCCAGUAGCCAGCCCCUACAAGACCUCACCACCAACCGUAGAGACUACCAGGGCCUGCCAGGACAGCUGCCCCAGAGCUAUAAGCCUAACCCUGGAAAGGUGACGUCUGACGUUCCCUUUCAGAGCAGCACAGAGUUUAAGGAGCGUUUCCAGCAGUGGCCCGUGGCCCUGCCUCAGCUGCACAAGAGCCUGCAGUACGUCAGCCCCACAGAGCACAUGGACAUGAGCACCACGUCUGGUUCAGUCUACGUCCAACACAACAUCCAGCCCUUCAUCUCUGCCAAGCCUUUCAAUCGGCCCACCAAGUCAUCAGCUCCCUUCCAGGUCUGCACCACCAUGAGGAAUGACUACCAGCCUUGGGAGGUCAAGAGACAGGCCAUGAUCAAGAAGCCUGAAGAGAUGCAGAGAGCCACCGGAAGGAUGGACCACCUCACCACUUUCAAGGCCCAUUUUACACCCCACGAACUGCAGCCCAAUGUGAGCUUCAAGCCAGCUCACGCCCCCUUGAGGGCUGAUGCCCCAUUGGAGAGCGGCACCAUGUACAGCACAGAGUUCACCCCCAAGAGGAUCAGCAUUUGUCCAGCUAGCUACGACUCCCUGCCGGGCUUCGUGUUUGAGGACAGCGACGACAGGGGACACAGGUUCUACAGGAAGUUGCCAUCUAAGGACACUAACAAGAUGGCCACCGGCAUGGCGGUGGCUGUGGUGUCAUAACGAUUGACCAUGAUAUUUGGUGACCAAUGCUUUUAAUCUUAAAAAGAGCGUGUGAAGGCAAAACUACUUUUGUUUGGUCUGUUAUGUUUUCAUUUUAUUUUCCUACUACCUGUAUAGUAAUUGAUAGUAAGUAAGUAUCAAUGAUGUGAUAAUCAAGUGGAACCAAUAAUUAUGAACAAACAGGCCAUUAUAAAAUAAACUUCCCUGUAUUCUGGUUGAUGGUUUCGAUUGAAUAGUUGGCUAAUCUUUGUUUUACAAAUUUGCGAAUCAUUAGUCAUUAAAACAAGCACUUCAUUUCUUAAUGAAUUAUCCUUGUGUGUCCAUGUGCCAAAUUCUGCA